Molecule: messenger RNA, 843 nt
Organism: Nycticebus coucang (slow loris)
Lineage: Eukaryota; Metazoa; Chordata; Mammalia; Primates; Lorisidae
Product: inhibitor of growth protein 2-like
Exons: 2
Coding region: 1-699 (232 amino acids)
Biological process (GO): positive regulation of DNA-templated transcription
Cellular component (GO): nucleus
Source: RefSeq, a predicted model, not a curated record
AUGUGUCACUUCCGGGCCCCAGGAGGAAAAACAUUAAAGGAAAUUGAUGAUGUCUAUGAAAAAUAUAAGAAAGAAGAUGAUUUAAACCAGAAAAAACGCCUACAGCAGCUUCUCCAGAGAGCAUUAAUCAAUAGUCAAGAAUUGGGAGAUGAAAAAAUUCAGAUUGUCACACAGAUGCUGGAAUUGGUGGAAAAUCGGGCCAGACAAAUGGAAUUGCAUUCACAGUGUUUCCAAGAUCCUGCUGAAAGUGAGCGAGCCUCAGAGAAAACAAAGAUGGAUUCCAGCCAACCAGAAAGAUCUUCCAGAAGACCCCGCAGACAGCGAACCAGUGAAAGCCGAGACUUAUGUCACAUGACAAAUGGGAUUGAAGACUGUGAUGAUCAGCCACCUAAGGAAAAGAAAUCCAAGUCGGCAAAGAAAAAGAAACGUUCCAAGGCCAAGCAGGAAAGAGAAGCUUCACCUGUUGAGUUUGCAAUAGAUCCCAAUGAACCCACAUACUGUUUGUGCAACCAAGUGUCUUAUGGAGAAAUGAUAGGAUGUGACAAUGAACAGUGUCCAAUUGAAUGGUUUCACUUUUCAUGUGUUUCACUUACCUAUAAACCAAAGGGGAAAUGGUAUUGCCCAAAGUGCAGAGGAGAUAAUGAGAAAACAAUGGACAAAAGUACUGAAAAAACGAAAAAGGAUAGACGAUCGAGGUAGUAAAAGCCAUCCAUGUUUUAAAGGGUUAUUUGUCUUUUAUAUAAUUCGUUUACUUUCAGAAAAUGUUUUAGGGUAAAUGCAUAAGACUAUGCAAUAAUUUUUAAUCAUUAAUAUUAAUGGUGUAUUAAAAGUUGUUGUACAUUG